AGGCAAGGAAUGAUAACAAAAUUCAUUUUUGUUUCGGCGGUUAGUGAAAAUCCGUAAAAAUAAUUUUUAAAGUUAAAAAAAAAGAAUUAAAAAUAAUAUGAUUUUAUCCAGAGGUAAAACGGAUUCGGCAAACUCACGGCAGGCAGUUAGUGCCACACUUGUCAAACGCCUACCCAAUUCACUGGAGGAUUUCAUACUCAAGCGCGAUUACACUGGUGCUAGAGUUUUUCUCGAGUUUUCCAGCGAAGAUGAAGACGAAGAACAGCAUUUGAUCAAGGAACAGUGGAUUGCGUUCUGCAGCUUCCACUUAGGCGACUAUCAGCAGGCCUUGCAACAAUACAAAAGCAUACGUGAUGCUGAACCCGCUACUGAAGACAUAACCCAUAAUGUCGCCGUUUGUAUGUUCUACCUCGGCAUGUAUGAGGAAGCACACCGACUAAUGGAACAGACACCGAACACGCCGUUGAAGCUGCGUCUGCUCUUUCACUUGGCACAUAAGUUUGGUAACGAGACGCAGGUGACACAGUUGCAGGAUUCCUUGCAGGAAGAUGUCGAGGAUCAGCUAAGUCUCGCCUCGAUGCACUACUUGCGCGCACACUAUCAAGACGCAAUUGAUAUAUACAAGCGUUUGUUGUUGGAUAACAAAGACUACCUGGCUAUCAAUGUUUAUCUGGCGCUUUGUUUCUACAAACUGGACUACUAUGAUAUGUCACAGGAGGUGUUGGAUGUUUACUUGGCGAAGCAUAAAGACAGCACCAUAGCCACCAAUCUGAAGGCCUGCAAUCGCUUCCGCUUGUUUAAUGGGCGCGUAGCCGAGCAAGAGAUACAAAAUAUCGCAGACAAUGGCACUUUCGGUGCCGAUCUAAUACGACACAACUUGGUUGUGUUCCGCAAUGGCGAGGGUGCCAUGCAAACAUUCCCGACUCUCCUAAAUAUCGUGCCAGAGGCGCGUCUCAACUUGGCUAUCUAUCAUCUAAAGAGCGGCAAUGUGCAAGAGGCCCACGCAUUGAUCAAGGAACUCCAGCCGACUGUGCCGCAUGAAUACAUUUUGAAGGGGGUUGUGCAUGCGGCGCUCGGUCAACAGAUCGGUUCGAAAGAGCAUAUAAAAACCGCUCAGCAGAAUCUACAUUUGGUUGGUAGCUCAGCUACUGAAUGCGACACCAUACCCGGUCGACAGAGCAUGGCUUCGGCUUUCUUUCUCUACUCGCAAUUCGAAGAGGUCUUGGUCUAUAUGAAUUCUAUAAGAAGUUAUUUUGUCAACGACGACACCUUCAACUACAAUUAUGCUCAAGCGAAAUGUGCCACGGGCUACUACAAGGAGGCGGAAGAGUUGCUCAUGCAAAUAACGGAUAUGGACAUAAAGAACCAACACACUUACUGCAUGAUCAUAGCGAAAUGCCAUAUACACGCCGGACGCCCGGAGUUGGCUUGGAAUGUUUUCAUCACACGCGACACGAACUCUGAAGCAUUCUUACUACUACAACUUAUUGCAAAUGAGUGCUACAAAUGUGAGGAAUUCUGGGUGGCCGCCAAGGCUUUCGAUAUGCUGGAAAAACUCGAUCCAAGCCCAGAAAAUUGGGAAGGUAAACGUGGCGCUUGUGCUGGUGUACUCUAUGCUUUGGCUUCGAAAGCUGACAAGGGUUGUCCACCGAAUGGCGUAACCGAUGUGAUCGGUUUACUGCGCGACUCGUCAAAUCCACAGGCAGAAGCGAUGAUAAAAGUCAUACGCAAACAUAUAAAUAGUUUGAAAUAAGUGUAGAAAGUUUAUAUUUAAAUUAAAUUUUGGACCCUUUGGAAGGAAAUAAGAAUAAACCAUACAUUGAUGAUAUUGUUA
Messenger RNA from Bactrocera neohumeralis, 1834 nucleotides. It is a transcript of the gene Ttc26, whose product is annotated as intraflagellar transport protein 56. The coding region runs from base 98 to 1753 and encodes 551 amino acids. NCBI's taxonomy places the organism in Eukaryota, Metazoa, Arthropoda, Insecta, Diptera, Tephritidae. Gene Ontology annotation, cellular component: ciliary basal body; ciliary base; intraciliary transport particle B. The transcript is spliced from 7 exons. The record is from RefSeq and is a predicted model, not a curated record. Gene Ontology annotation, biological process: intraciliary transport involved in cilium assembly; intraciliary anterograde transport. Gene Ontology annotation, molecular function: intraciliary transport particle B binding; protein binding.